Sycon ciliatum is the source of this 819-nucleotide messenger RNA. RefSeq lists its product as uncharacterized. The transcript has a single exon. Bases 1 to 819 code for a protein of 272 amino acids. Lineage: Eukaryota; Metazoa; Porifera; Calcarea; Leucosolenida; Sycettidae. The record is from RefSeq and is a predicted model, not a curated record.
AUGGCAUGCAUUGACGCUGCACCCGUCUCUCCACAACUUAAGCUUCUACAGCUUCGGCAGUAUGUUACUGGUGAGGCGCUCAGAGCAAUAGAGCAGCUUGGCUACACCGCAGAGGCAUACAGGAUAUCCCUGGAGCGGCUUGAAAGAAAAUUCGGCGGACAACGACGUCAGGUGGCUAUACAGCUGGAAACAUUGGAAGUAUUCCAGCCGAUACAGCGCUACAACCCGCAAGCACUGGAGAAGUUUGCAGAUUUGCUCGAGAUUGCCGUAGCGAACCUCAAAGAUGCAGGUCGCCACAUGGAGCUACAGAACGGCACAUUCUUCUCCCGUCUCCUGAGCAAGCUGACGAAGCAGAUGGUGGCUCAGUACCAACGUUGGUUGUACGAGCACCAGCAAACCGAGGAUGUGCUAUCAUUGUUGAAAUGGGUGACACUGGAGGCUGAAUUCCAGACUACGGCAACGGAGAUAGUAGACGGUAUCCAGAAGUCGGCAUCAUCCCGCCCAAGUAGCCAUCGCUCGUUGCAGCAGCGCAACGCUCAUACACACUUGGCAGACGGACAGACGGCACGAGACGAGGAGACUUCUUUCAUAUCCUCUCGCGCCACUUGUCCAGAAUGCAACGGGAGCCAUGGCAUUUGGGAAUGCUCCACCUUCAAAGGACACGACACAGGCCAACGGUGGACAAGAGCAAAGGAAUUAAGCCUGUGCUAUCACUGCCUGGGAACAGGGCACAGAGGUGACAAGUGUCCUCGAACUCGAACUUGUGGUGUCGAUGGUUGCCAACGGAAUCAUCAUCGUCUACUACACGGCUUGGCAUGA